GCCAAGAGGAGAAAGUUCCGGGAGCGACAGGGCGGAGCGGCGCGGGCGGCGUCCCGGGAUCCCCGCGGGCCGGCCCCGGAAAGCUCGGCUUCCGGAACCCUAUAAAGCGCGGCGCGCCCGGCGGGCGACUGUCACUUGCCGCCGGCCAUGAGCUCCCUCUCCGACCCCGCCGCAGACCCCGAGGCCCAGUGGCCACCCCCGCCGCCCGCGCCGCCCGGGACGCCCGCGCCGCCCGCGCCGCCCGCCCGCACCUGCCUCCCGCUGCCCUGGGCCCUGGUCGCCGCGCUCCUGAUCCUGGCCGCCACCUGCGCCGCCUGGGUGGCCCGCACCUGGGUGAUGCCGGCCGCCUGCGCCUCGUCAGGUCCCAGCCUGGGGACUGCGACCAGCCGGGUACUCAAUGAUGAGCCGGAGCUCCGGGCCGACCCCAGGGACCCGCUGCCGCAGGGUCAAGGAAUAUUCGCCAAGCUGUUGGCCCAAAAUGUGCUGCUGAGAAAUGGGACCCUGAGCUGGCACAGCCAGCCGUGGCUGAAGGGCGUGUACCUGUCCCCGGGCCUGAGCUACGAUGAGGACAAGCAGGAGCUGGUGGUGACUGAGGAUGGGGUCUACUACAUCUUCUUGCAACUGGAGCUGCAGCGCAAGGCCAACCUCCAGGUCCGCGGCCAGGUCUCCCUGGCGCUGCUCCUGCAGCCCUGCGGAGCUGGGGCCACCGCCCUGGCCCUGACUGUGGAUCUGCCUUGCUCCUCGGAGCCCAGGGACUCGGCUGGAGGUUUCCGGGGUGACUUGCUGCACCUGGGUGCUGGCCAGCGACUGAGUGUCCGACUGAGUGUCCACCUGCAUGCGGGAGCCAAUGCACACAAUGCCUGGCAGCUGGCCCAAGGUGCCACAGUCUUGGGACUUUUCCGGGUGACCACGAAAGUGCCGAAUGAACUCUUCCAGCCAUUGGCCAAGUGAUGUGGGUGUGGACACUGCCCACCCGGACAGGCACAUCCUGCCUUCUUCCUUUCUUGUGGCCCUUGUGCGGGGGCUGGACUGCUCUACCUCACCAGCUGGGCAGGGGUUGCCAGGUCUCCUCCAGGACUCUCCCCACCCACUCCUGCUCCAAGUUGGUAUUUAUUUUGAGCCUGAGCUCAGAUAAUAUCUUUAGUAUUAAUUCACUAUAUUGCACUUAUAUUUAUUGAACAUCUGUUAUGUACCAGACUGGUGCUGGGAAGACAUAAAAAAGAGACAAAAAAAUCUUUAUUUAUGUUAAUAUGGAAGAAAUAAACACUACCCUGUGUGAAUC
Messenger RNA from Sciurus carolinensis (gray squirrel), 1282 nucleotides. It is a transcript of the gene Tnfsf9, whose product is annotated as TNF superfamily member 9. NCBI's taxonomy places the organism in Eukaryota, Metazoa, Chordata, Mammalia, Rodentia, Sciuridae. The coding region runs from base 148 to 951 and encodes 267 amino acids. Gene Ontology annotation, molecular function: tumor necrosis factor receptor binding. The transcript is spliced from 3 exons. The record is from RefSeq and is a predicted model, not a curated record. Gene Ontology annotation, cellular component: plasma membrane. Gene Ontology annotation, biological process: positive regulation of activated T cell proliferation; immune response; positive regulation of cytotoxic T cell differentiation.